AAUUGAUCUUGCUUCUCUACUUGUCUAUAUUACAUAUUGCAACUUCUUCACCUUCUCUGUAACAUCCCUUGAGAGAUUAGAAACAUGUCAGAAGACUCUCAGAUUUGCUCAGCUUCUGACUCUAAUAAUAAUAAUAAUAGUUCAAAUCCUUUUCCUGGAAACCUGGUGACAGUUCUGAGCAUAGACGGCGGUGGCGUCAGAGGACUCAUUCCAGCUACCAUCCUCGCUUUCCUCGAAUCCAAACUGCAAGAAUUGGAUGGAGCAGACGCGAGAAUAGCAGAUUACUUCGACGUGAUCGCCGGAACCAGUACCGGCGGCCUUAUCACGGCCAUGCUCGCGGCGCCCAGUAAGGACGGCGGCGAUCGACGGCCUCUCUUUUCCGCCAAAGAAAUCGUCGACUUCUAUCUUGACAAUUGCUCCAAAAUUUUCCCACGGAGAAGGAACGCCUGUAUUUUGAAUCCGGUGCUGAAUCUGAUCGCCGCCUUCGCCGGACCCAAAUACGACGGCGAGUAUCUGCGCUCCAAGAUCCGAGAACUGUUCGGCGACACCAAGCUCAGCGAAACUCUGACCAACGUGGUGAUCCCCGCCUUCGACAUCAAGUUUCUCCAGCCCACUAUCUUCUCGUCCUUCGAGAUGAAGUCGGAGCCGCUGAAGGACGCGAUGCUGUCGGACAUCUGCAUCGGGACGUCGGCGACGCCGACGUACUUCCCGGCGCACUACUUCGCGACGGAAGACGAGUCAGGGGGGCGGCGGGAGUUCAACUUGGUGGACGGGGGCGUGGCGGCGAACAACCCGACGCUGGCGGCGAUGAGCCAAUUGACGAAGGCGAUCUCGUCGAGGAAGGCGGACUUCUUCCCGAUCAAGCCGACGGACUACGGCAAGUUUCUGGUGAUCUCGCUUGGCGCGGGAUCGAACAAGCAGGAGAAGAGGUACAGCGUGAAGGAGUCCGGCAGGUGGGGCGUGCUCGCGUGGCUCUACGACAAGGGCACCAUGGCCGCGCCCAUCGUCGACGUGUACCACGAAGCCAGCGCCGACAUGGUCGACGUCCACGCCGCCGUCGUCUUCCAAGCGCUGCAUUCCCAGGACAACUACCUGCGCAUCCAGGAUGAUACUCUGAAGGGAAAUGUUGCGUCCCUGGACGCAUCGUCAAAGGAGAACUUGGGGAACUUGAUGGAGAUCGGAAACAAUUUGCUAAAGAAGAGAGUGUCGAGAGUCAACUUGGAGAAUGGCAUGUACGAGCCUUGCGCGGGAGAGGAAACCAACGAGGAGGUGCUUGCUAACUUCGCGCAAAGGCUUUCCGACGAAAGAAGACUAAGAAACUCAAAGUAACACUAUGGAAAGAAAGACAACAUGGUUCUUUGUGGUAUUGAUACAUCGUCUAGUAACAUAAAGCCAUCACUCUGAGUUAGUAGUAUAAAUUAGUAUAAUUGUGAUUUAUCAACUAACAUGAAAUACUACAAUUAUACAAUAAUGUUGAUACAGAUUUAUUACAUAAACA
Messenger RNA from Zingiber officinale, 1498 nucleotides. RefSeq names its product patatin-like protein 2. Lineage: Eukaryota; Viridiplantae; Streptophyta; Magnoliopsida; Zingiberales; Zingiberaceae. The transcript is spliced from 5 exons. Gene Ontology annotation, biological process: lipid metabolic process. Gene Ontology annotation, molecular function: glycerophospholipase activity; monoacylglycerol lipase activity. Bases 85 to 1329 code for a protein of 414 amino acids. The record is from RefSeq and is a predicted model, not a curated record.